AUGAGUGAUCAAAGACCUUACUUAUUAAGUUAAAAUAAAAGUGUACAUCAUUUCUAAAACACUUUCUUCAAAUAAGAACCAUCUCCUAGCAAAUCACAUCGUAAAUAACUAGAAUAGCAUGGAUCACCAAAUCAUUUAUCUACUUCUCUUUCCUUUUCAAAAUAACUUGCAAAUAAACCAAAAUAAGCAUAAUAAGACACUUCUUAUGUCUAUUAUCUUAUACAAUAAAUCAAAUAGAUGGAAUAAACAAUAGAAGAAUUAAAAUAAGAGAAUCAGUUAUUAAAAUCUCAAUAGAAAAUUGGAUUUCUAGUAUAAUUUAUUAUUAUAAAAAAUAGGAUUUACAAUUUUAACAUAAAUAAAUGAAUAAAUAUCAUAAUAUAUUGAAGUCUGUACAAUAAGUUAAAUUGGAUAAUAUAAAAUUAAGAAAAAGUAUAGAAUAAAUGAAUUUGAUGAUGAAAAUCCAUUUGGCACCUGUGAAUGAAAUGUUUUAAUAAUUGAAUCAUCCAGAGAGUACUACUAUUGCUAUUGCUCAUAAAGAUUCAAUAAAUCAUUAAUAGAAUGAUUCAAUAAAUGACUCAACAUUAAAUAUUAAAAUACAUGCUAAUAUAAAUAAAUAUUAAAAAUGUAAAACUGAGACUUAACUCAAGGAUUAAAAAUGA
Messenger RNA from Paramecium primaurelia, 659 nucleotides. The record is from the annotation of a GenBank genome assembly. Lineage: Eukaryota; Ciliophora; Oligohymenophorea; Peniculida; Parameciidae.